This is a messenger RNA of Cercospora beticola, 1934 nucleotides long. NCBI's taxonomy places the organism in Eukaryota, Fungi, Ascomycota, Dothideomycetes, Mycosphaerellales, Mycosphaerellaceae. The record is from RefSeq and is a predicted model, not a curated record.
CGAAUACUGAAUACUGGAACCUGAAAACCGAAUCCAGACUUCAGGUUUGACCCCCCGAGCUUUCUAAUCUUAGACACAUGUGACUCAUGACUGCUUUCACAAUGUUGGGACGUCGGUCGCUCAGGAACGGCAGCAUGGCGAAGCAGAGAGCACAGCGAAUGUGGAUCACCUGCCUGCAUCGACCAGAUGGUACCGGCGUCAUGGCCGAAUGUCACGAAAGGACAAGGCCACGAGGCAGCAGUAUUUGUCACCACCAGAAGAGAAGGCGCUCGCAGAGUACAUGCUGCGCAUGGCGCACGCGGGCUCUCCCCUCCCGGUGAAGUCUCUCCGACAUCUCGCGCGAACGAUUCGCAGACAGCAAUGUUCGUUGAUGCAAGUGGCAGCGUCCAAUGAUGUGCCUCUUCCCGGGAAGAACUGGCCGCAAGCGUUCUACAAACGUCACCCCGAACUGCGAGCUCGACGCACGAAGGCGAUUGAUCGCAACCGGCACCAUGACAGUAUACAUGAAAAGGUGUCGGAGUGGUUCGGAAUAAUGCAGAAAGUGCUCAAAGAUCCUGUGAUUCUUCCGGAGAAUGUGUAUAACAUGGAUGAGACCGGCGUGAUGCUGAGCGUUUUGGGAUCUCUGAAGGUGCUUGUAGAUCGUGAUGACCUGCGAACGACAAGGCCAUCUUGUGUUCAACGAACACUGAUUACAGCGAUCGAAUGCAUCUCGGCAGAUGGUAGGUACCUCGAUCCGCUGAUUAUUUGGCCGGCUGUGACGCACCGCAGCACAUGGACUGCGUAUCCUACACCCGGCUGGCACUUUGCUUGCUCCAAGUCCGGAUAUACCGACACUGCGAUCAGCCUGUAUUGGGUGCAGCACGUGUUCGACCCUCUGACACGAUCCCGAGCGAAGGGCAGACCGCGCCUGCUCAUCAACGACGGCUUUGGCACGCACGAGUCACUCGAGGUGUUGACAUACUGCUUCCAGAACAACAUCGUCCUCUGUCGACUGCCCUCGCAUACUUCCCACAAACUUCAGCCGUGCGACGUGGGCGUGUUCGGGCUCUUGAAAACAGCAUAUCGAGAGCAAGUGGAGUGCUUGUAUCGCGGAGGCGCCACCACGAUAGGCAAACAGCACUUCACAUCAUUGUACAGCAAAGCUCGACAGACUGCGUUUACGUCCCGAAACAUCCGCUCGAGCUGGGCCAAAGCUGGCCUGUUUCCAUUUCAACCCGGCCGAGUGCUCGAUGAGAUCCAGCCUGCGGAAGCGGUGCCAUGUGAAACUGAGGCGCAACAAUCGGUUCAAGUGUCUGAGGCUGCUGAUCAGACCCUGCGCACGCCCACCACCGUCACCAGCUUCCACAACGUGCGCCGGCAGCUCGAGAGCAAGCUUGACCGCCAGGACGAGCAGUCUCGCGCGUACCUUCGCAAAAUCACGAAUGCUGCAGAAAAAGUCUACGCCGAUCGUGCUCUUCUAUUCGACGAGAACAGACUCUUGUUUGAACAGAACAAUGAAAAGUCGAUGCGAGGUUCGACGAGGGCAACGAUCGUGGGACGAGCCAAAGUCAUGUCAUACGAUGAUAUCGUCGAAGCGCAAAGGAGACGGAGCGAGAAGGAACUUGGCAUGGCCGUACCGCACGAGGCAGUUCCACCCUUUACAGCACCCGUUGCGCGAAUGCUGAGCGAGGCUGACCAAGAGGCUCUGGAAGCAGCAGAUGAGAUUGAUGCAAUGGGGUUCGCCCAGUACUGCCACGUCCUGCGCCUUGAGAGGUCUUAGUGUUUGGCACAUCGGUCGUGAGGAUGGCGCAGCUCGGCUAUUUGUAUGAUACUCUUCACAUCAGCAAGCGGGAUGGCAUGUGCGAUUCGCAGUGGUGUCGUUGACUCGCUCAUACGAAAGCAAUUUGCAAAUCACUGCGCCUGGAGAACGUGAACCAGCAAUACGUGUUUCGACA